GCAACGAUAUUCAGAAACGCUCUGUGGUUUGCGAUUGUCAUAAGUGCAAGUCUCUAAGAACCUAACGCAUCAUCAUGGAACAGUGGUCCGACAAAGUUGCCCUCAUCACAUGCGCCAGUUCCGGGGUCGGCAAAUGCCUAGCGGAAUCUAUGGUCAACAAGGGAAUGAAAGUCAUUUGCAUGGCCAACCAAAUCGACAAAAUGAAGUCGCUUGCCGAGGAGUUGAAAUCAAAAUCUGGAAAACUGCUUCCACUUCAAUGCGACCUUGCUAACCAGAACGACAUCGCUCGUGUCAUGGACUGGAUUGAAAAGAAUUUAGGAGCCGUAGAUAUUCUGAUUAACAACGCUGCCCUUAGCACUGACAAUAAUAUGAUUCAAAAUAGUAACAUGGAAGACUGGAAGAAAAUCAUGGACACGAACUUGGUCGGAUUGGCUUCGAUAACGAAGGAAGUUUUGAAGCUGAUGAAGAAGCAAGGAAUUAAUAAUGGUAUAAUCGUGAAUAUCAAUGAUGCCCUGGCACAGAAACUACCCAACAGACCCGACCGCCCGUUGUCUCCUGCUAACAUCGUCAGCAAAGCUGCUCAAUCUGCUCUGACGGAACUGCUCCGAAUGGAACUGGCGCAACAAGACUCGAACAUCAAAGUCAUCUCUAUUUCUCCCGGCUUGGUGGAGACUGAACAGAACACGCAAUGGUUGAAAGAGAAUGGGCGUCAAGCUUUGAAACCCAGAGACGUGGCCGACUGUAUUCUACUCGCGAUACAAACUCCUAACAACGUUCUGAUUAAAGAAAUGAUCAUCACACCGUUGCGCGAAAUGCUGUGAAAAAGACAGUAGGAGCAUUGUUCAUCACUUUGUCAAACAUACAAUACAAGCGACGAUUAUAAAUAUAUGUAAAAUAAAUAUUUUAGAAAAUA
Ceratina calcarata is the source of this 913-nucleotide messenger RNA. Its product is annotated as farnesol dehydrogenase-like. The record is from RefSeq and is a predicted model, not a curated record. The transcript has 4 exons. Lineage: Eukaryota; Metazoa; Arthropoda; Insecta; Hymenoptera; Apidae. The coding region runs from base 75 to 821 and encodes 248 amino acids.